CCGUUGGAGAUGGUCUAGCCUCCUUUUUUGAAGCCCAAAUUGAACCCUCAUGACCUCAUUAAUGGCCGCCAGUAGUCUAUAUAUAACGGCUACGCUCUUUCCCAACCCAAAGAAACCAACUUUCUUCACCAAAGAGAAGAAUUUGGUACUAUUCCGCCACCACUCAUAAUUCAAGCGUCGAGCUUAAUUUGAGCUCGGCCAUGUCGACAUCAGCGCCGCCGGAAGCCGGAGACGCCGUCCCCGGUCUCUCCAUGUCCGUCACCGGCAAGGUCAUGUUAUCCGGCGUCAUCGUCUUCUUUUUCAUCUUCGUCUUCAUCCUCAUUCUCUUCCUUCGCGCAAACCGUUACUUGGGUGCUAGCCCCAUCCUCGCGAGCUCCCCAGCACGCUUCCUCUUCCACUCCUCCGGCACCGUCGGCGCAGCCUUUCCCGGCAGCGCGCUUGAUUCCGCCGUGCUCAUAUCUCUCCCAGUCACCGUCUUCAACUCUGCAGCAUUCAAGGACGGCAUGGAGUGCGCCGUCUGCCUCGCUGAGCUCACCAACGGCGACUCCACCAGGUUUCUUCCUGGUUGCCGCCAUGUCUUCCAUCUCAAGUGCAUCGACAGGUGGUUUGCCUCCAACUCCACUUGUCCCAUCUGCCGGAGCUCCAUCAAGCUGCCGGCCGUCGAAUCGAAAAAUACCAUAUUAACCGACUCGGAGCAGAGUUCCCCCAUUAUAAAUAACAGAGCUUCACCGCACGAGAUAGUUAUGCCGUUGGAUGGUUCGGAAGAAGGAAGCUCGAGCUCCGUUUGCUCUGUUACGAGGAAGCUUAGUCGAAUCAUGGCCAUCGACAUACCGAGAAUUGCAUUAGAAAGCUCUGCUUUUACACUGCAUUCGAGUAAGAUUUUUGCAGCUUUCGAUCUAAAGCCGUCGAAUUUGACGUCCCUGAGAAGCAUACUGAGCAUGGGAAGCAGGUUCAGCUCUGGUUGUAGCUCUAGAGGAUUGGAUAUUGAGCAGGGAGCGGCGUCGACCGCGUCGGCAGCGGCGGCAGCCGGAGUUGGACCAGAUGGACAGGGGAGCUCAACAAACAAGGAUUUUGUAAGAGAUUUGAGUUUGGUCGAAGAGGUAUUUCAUAUGAAAGGGAGAAAGUCGAUUGUUAUGAGGUAAAUGUAAUGGAAGAACUUAUCAUUUUUAUAAAAUAAAACAUUAAAUUUAUUUUGAUACAAAAUAAAA
Molecule: messenger RNA, 1208 nt
Organism: Dendrobium catenatum
Lineage: Eukaryota; Viridiplantae; Streptophyta; Magnoliopsida; Asparagales; Orchidaceae
Product: RING-H2 finger protein ATL2-like
Exons: 1
Coding region: 201-1142 (313 amino acids)
Source: RefSeq, a predicted model, not a curated record